Molecule: messenger RNA, 3482 nt
Organism: Menidia menidia (Atlantic silverside)
Lineage: Eukaryota; Metazoa; Chordata; Actinopteri; Atheriniformes; Atherinopsidae
Source: the annotation of a GenBank genome assembly
UUGUUUGUCCUCUCACAUGCAUGAAUGGAGGAGUGUGCAGCUCCCGGAAGCACUGCCUGUGCCCCCCCGGCUUCACCGGGCGCCUCUGCCAGUUCCCGCUCCAGCAGACGCAGCAGCCCCAGGCCGCGCGGGGCAACGAGCAGCCUGUGUACCCCAUACCCCUAAAACCGGAAAACCACAAGUUCCUGGAGGAGUCGGGCUUCGGUCGCACCCAGCUGACGCAAACACACUCCGUUUUCAACCUACCCGUGUCUCAAGUGGGGCACCACUCAUCGGAAGUCCAGAUUAACGUACGCGUCCACCACACGCCAGACACCUCCGUGGUCAUUCAGUCUGUCGACCAGUCGGACACCAAGCCUCCUCACAAGUUGGGUCCGCGGCUGAUCCAUCACAAACCAAAGGGGCGCUGCUUCCAGGAAACCACACCCAAACAAGCAUGCAACAGCACCCCGCUUCCUGUUCUGACCAAUCAGGAGGAAUGCUGUGGCAGCGUGGGAAACUCGUGGGGACAAAACAAGUGUUAUCAGUGUCCCAAAUUACCAAAUGCAUCAGUCAAACAGACCAUUGUGGAGGAGUAUGGCUCUACCUGUCCACAAGGUUAUAAAAGAUUCAACACUACUCACUGUCAAGACAUCAAUGAGUGCUCCAUGCAGGGCGUCUGUCUGAACGGAGACUGUCUCAACACACUGGGCAGUUUCAAAUGUUCCUGCAAGUCCGGUUUUGUCCUGGAGAGGAAUCGAUGUGUUGGUGGCUGUUUGUUUUCCCUCCAAACUUUGUUAUUUGAGAAUUUUCAAGUCAUUGAAAUUUUUUUUACUUUUAUCCGUCUUCCCAACCCCAUAGACGUCAACGAGUGCUCCAUGCAGGGCGUCUGUCAGAACGGAGACUGUCAUAACACGCUGGGCAGUUUCAAAUGUUCCUGCAAGUUCGGCUUUGUUUUGGAGAGGAAUCGAUGUGUUGCUGAGCAGGCUCAGUGCUUCCGGAUGGUAUCCGAAGCCAAGGGCUGCGAGCACCCUCUGUCAACCAAAAUCACCCAGGAGAUGUGCUGCUGCACAGUGGGCAAAGCCUGGGGCCGGAACUGUGAAAGGUGUCCUCAUGUGGGCACAGCGGCCUUCACUCAGAUCUGUCCUGCUGGAAAAGGAUACUCUUACCAUAGUAUAACAGAGACUGUGGCUUUCCCUCCAAUCAUCUUUCCCCAAAUAUAUGACACAAAAGUUGUUAAACCUUCCCCUCCAACAAUCAUCCGAAUGAACCCAGGCAAUGACCCCCUCGAAACACAGAUAAAAGUCUUCCAUGAUAAUGAGUGUGAGACGGAGCCGUGCGGCCAUGGUAGGGGACGCUGCGUCAACACAGAGGGGGCAUACAAAUGUCUCUGUCGCCCGGGCUACAAACACAUGGUGCAGCACGGAAGACUCAAGUGUGUCGAUAUGGAUGAGUGCUUAGAGCCAGACAUAUGUGGUCUGGGAGGCAUUUGUCGAAACUUGCCUGGGUCUUAUAAGUGUGACUGCCACAGUGGCUUAAGGAGCAAAUCCCACCGUCAUCCAGCCUGUGAAGACAUCAACGAGUGUUUGAAUCCUGACACCUGUCCCAAUAAGCAGUGUGAAAACACAUUGGGCUCUUAUGAGUGUGUUCCUUGCUUGCCUGGUCAUGAGGCCCAUGCUGGAACUUGCUACGAUAUUAAUGAAUGUCAGAAGCCUGGCAUGUGUCCAAACGGGCGCUGUGAGAACCUCCCUGGUACUUACCGCUGCCUUUGCAAUGAGGGCUUCCUCCAUUCAGUAGACAGCAAAAGCUGCAGUGACAUUGAUGAGUGCGCAGAUGCUCGGCUGUGCGCUUAUGGCCGCUGCAUCAACACGGAUGGCUCCUUCAAGUGCCAGUGCUACCCAGGAUACCAGCGCACACAGGAGGGCAGCCACUGUGAGGAUAUCAAUGAGUGUAAGACGCCAUCUAACUGUGUAAGGGGCCGUUGUAUUAACAACAUGGGCUCAUAUCACUGUGAGUGCCAGAAGGGAUACACACUGGUCGGAGGCAGGGAAUGCCAAGACAUAGAUGAAUGUGCCAUUGACAGAAGUCUCUGCCAGCCGUACGGCUUUUGCGAGAACAGACCAGGCUCAUAUGUGUGUGUCUGCAAUCACGGCUAUGUCCUUUCAGAGGAUGGACACUACUGCGAAGCAGUUCGAGUGCUGACUGAUGAGAAGAAAGAGUGCUACCUGAACCUGGACGACACUGUUUUCUGCGACAGCGUCCUGGCCAUCAACGUCACCAAACAGGAGUGCUGCUGCUCCAUUGGCGUGGGCUGGGGAGAUCACUGCGAGAUAUACCCUUGCCCCGUCUCCCACUCAGCUGAGUUUCACUCCUUGUGUCCAAAUGGACAAGGCCUCUACUAUGAGGAAGGAUUCCAGUACAGUCUGCCUGCCUAUCAUGAUAUUGAUGAGUGUUCCUUGUUUGCUGAGGAAAUCUGUAAGAAGGGUCGCUGUGAGAACACGAUGCCAGGCUACGAGUGUUACUGUCAACAAGGCUUCUAUUACGAUGGGAACCUUCUCGAGUGCAUCGAUGUCAACGAGUGCCACGACGAGUCUCUGUGUACUAAUGGUCAGUGCGUCAACACUGAAGGCUCCUUCUACUGCAUCUGUAACCAGCCCUGGACACCAGACUCCAACAAGAAGAAGUGUGUGAUUGCCACGGUAGCAGAUGUAAAUGAGUGUGAGGACCCAGAAAACUGUAAAAAUGGUUUAUGUGUGGACACUUUUGGGUCAUACUACUGUGUCUGCACUCCACCCUGGACCCUUGCCAUUGACCGGAACAGUUGCAUAACUCCAGAGGAGCAGGCUGAUGUGAAUGAGUGCCAGGACCCCUCGUACUGUAAGAAUGGGAGGUGUGAGAACACGCCCGGCUCCUUUCACUGUUUUUGCGACCCUCCCUUCACCUUCAGUGCGGCGCUGAAACAGUGCGUCUAUGACGAUCGCACUGCGGCCCACAAGGACGUGUGUUUUAUACAGGUUGACGAGGGCCUUAUUUGCAGUGACCCUGUGAAGGAACUGGUGGUGACCUACUCAGAGUGCUGCUGUCACUUUGGCCGUGGCUGGGGACCUGAAUGUAACACCUGCCCAUCCAGAAACUCAGAGAUGUUCAGUCGCCUGUGUGAGAUGCAUCUGGAGACUGAGUCUGAUGGGGAGCCGGAUUUUCUGCCAGCUUUCUCCAACUACAACCCAGGUGACAGUUCAGAAGAGGAUUCAGAUGAAUGCAGCUGUGCAAAUGGCCGUUGUGUCCGUUCUUAUCUGGGCACCAUGUGUGAAUGUAACCCAGGCUUUAGGUUAGACCACUCCCGUGCCCGCUGUAUAGACAUUGAUGAGUGUGCAGAGCCAGGCGCCCGUGUUAAUCCCUGCAAGAAUGCUCGCUGUGUGAACACUUCCGGUUCUUACAAGUGUUUCUGCAAACACGGCUUCGUGGCCACGCGCAGGCCCAACGUGUGUGCCCGGCGCAGGAGU